AUUGCCAGUAUUGGGACUGGCCUCUACAACAUACCGACGACUUCGUAAGUGUAGUGGAAGAUUCUACACAUUUUGAAGUUGAUCUGGAUGCAAAAUAUUUUUCACCGAAGGAAAUAAAGGUCAAUCAUCCUCUUUUGCUUUUCUUGGGCGUAGAUAGAUCGAGAAAAUUUAAGGUUAAAACUAUGGGAGAUUUGAUUCAAAUUCAAAUGGAACACGAAGAGCGCGUCAAUGCAACGGAUCCAGGGCUAGCUGUGCAUCAAAAAUUCAGUGAGCAUUCCAACGCUCCGUAA
Molecule: messenger RNA, 290 nt
Organism: Strongylus vulgaris
Lineage: Eukaryota; Metazoa; Nematoda; Chromadorea; Rhabditida; Strongylidae
Source: the annotation of a GenBank genome assembly